GCGAUUGCGUUUUCAGUUCAGCUACGAGCACCUUUUCUUUUCUCUUCCUUUUCUCUUCUCUUCUCACUGUCGUCUGCGCUCUGUGUGCAGUUUUGAUUUGGAUUUUGUCUUCUCCGAUAUAGAAAUCUCAAUUGUUCAACAGAUCUAACUUCUCUCUUCUGAUUCAUGUACAAUUGUUGUUUGUAAGUCCUCUACUAAGAUAACUGAAGUUGCAGUUUGGCAAGGAACAUUUGCUGCAUGUCCUUCAAUGUCAGGGUUAAUUAAUUCAUCCCUUAAUGGUUCAGGAACCAAUCUUUCUGACAGUAGUGGCCGUACUUUUACGACACCUUUCUCUGCUCAACCUGGUGCAGCUUCUCCUGUCUUCCAUCACACUGGGAUGCACAAUCUCCAUGGGAGCUUUAAUGUCCCAAGCAUGCCUCCUGGAUCACAUGUAUCUAGAAACUCCUCAAUGAAUGUUCCUUCAAGUGGCGUUCAACAACCUUCUGCUGGGCGUUUUGCAUCAAAUAAUCUCCAGAUGUCCCAUGGAAGUUCUCAUGGUCACUCAGGAGUUGCAACAAAUCGAGGAGGUGUAAUGAAUGUUAUCGGAAGCCCAGGAUUUAGCAGCAAUACCAGUGGAGUUGGGGGAUCCAUUCCUGGGUUAUUACCAACUUCUGCAGGGAUUAAUAACCGGAAUGCUGGUUCAGGACUUGGAGUACCUCCAAUUAUGGCCAAUACUGGUCCUCGACUUACCAACACAAUGGGAAACAUAUCAGGCGGGGGCAAUAUUGGGAGGAAUAUGAGCACAGGUGGAGGAUUAAAUGUGUCUCUUACUUCUAGGAUGAAUUUGGCCUCCAAUAGUGGUGGUCCUGGAAAUCUAAAUGUGCAAGGUUCAAACAGAAUAAUGAGUAGUGUUCUCCAACAAGCUUCCCCGCAGGUUAUGUCGAUGCUAGGGAACUCAUAUCCUGCUGCUGGAUCUCCAUUGUCACAGAACCAUGUCCAAGCCAAUCUAAAUUCAAUGGGAAUUCUGAAUGAUCUUUCCAAUGAUGGUUCUCCCUUCGAUUUGAAUGAUUUCCCUCAGUUAACUAGCCGUCCCAGUUCCUCAGGAGGGCCCCAAGGACAAUUGGGAUCACUUCGGAAACAGGGACUUGGUGUCAGUAAUAUUGUGCAGCAAAACCAAGAUUUCCACAUGCAAAAUGAAGAUUUUCCCGCUUUACCUGGUUUUAAAGGCGGUAAUGCUGAAUAUAACAUGGAUUUGCAGCAGAAAGACCAAGCCCAUGAAAGUGCGGUGUCCAUGAUGCAACAAUCUCAGCACUUCCCUAUGGGAAGGUCUGCAGGUUUCAACUUGGGAGGGACAUAUUCAUCACAUCGACCACCACCAUCACAACAACAACAUAUGCAAUCAGUCACUAGUAGUGGGGUUUCUUUUCCACCUAUGAGCAAUCAGGAUAUCCUCCACAUGCAUGGCUCUGACAUGUUCCAAUCUUCACAUGCGGGAUAUCCCUCACAGACUAGUGGAGCAUCUUUGGGGUUAAGACCGCUCAACUCUCCCAACACAAUUUCUGGUAUGAGCUCAUAUGACCAACUUAUCCAGCAAUACCAGCAACACCAUAAUCCAUCACAGUUUCGCCUUCAACAACUAUCUACUACAAAUCAGUCAUAUAGAGACCAGGGCUUGAAAUCAUUGCAGGCUGCCGCAGCACCUUCUGCUGCAGCACCUGCUGCUCCUGAUCCAUUCAGUUUACUGGGUCUAUUAAAUGUUGUAAGGUUGAGAGAUGCUGGUGUAUCUUCACUUGCACUUGGAAUUGAUCUGACCACACUUGGCUUGAACCUCAACUCCACGGAGAAUGUUCACAAGACUUUUGGUUCCCCCUGGCUUGAUGAGCCUAUCAAAGGCGAUCCAGAGUUUACUGUACCACAAUGUUACUAUACUAAACAACCACUGAAUUUGAAUCAUACGUAUUUUGCCAAGUUCCCCAUGGACACCUUAUUCUACAUCUUCUAUAGCAUGCCGAAGGAUGAAGCCCAAUUACACGCCGCAAAUGAACUGUAUAAUAGGGGUUGGUUCUAUCAUAAGGAACUCAGGCUAUGGUUUACAAGAGCUCCUAACAUAGACCUAGCAGUUAAGACGAAUUCUUACGAGAGAGGAACGUAUAUCUGCUUUGAUCCAAAUUCAUGGGAAACUAUCCGCAAGGAUAAUUUUGUUAUCAACUAUGAAUUAGUGGAGAAAAGACCAACUCUUCCUCAACAACAUUAACAACUCAUUGCAUGUUAUGUUACAUAUUACAUUGUAUAUCGUUGAAGCUCUUCUUUGUUGGCAGGCAGCAGAAGUCGUUAAUGUCUUCCUUCUUAUAGAGUCGUCCUCAUCAAUGACACCAUUGUAAGCAGUUGUUGCAUAGAUAGUUCUCUUUUAUUUCAUCUCACCCAAAUCUUGUGUCUUAUUUUAAGAUAUGCAGAUUUAGGUUUUUUCAGUGUUUAGAGAUGUUGUUUACUCUUUUUUCGCCUCUUAAAGCUAUUAUAUGUUGAAAGUUUAACAAAGAUUAUUUGGGUAAUAUCAUUGUGUUUUUUUU
Molecule: messenger RNA, 2546 nt
Organism: Impatiens glandulifera
Lineage: Eukaryota; Viridiplantae; Streptophyta; Magnoliopsida; Ericales; Balsaminaceae
Product: probable NOT transcription complex subunit VIP2
Exons: 14
Coding region: 248-2233 (661 amino acids)
Biological process (GO): nuclear-transcribed mRNA poly(A) tail shortening; regulation of DNA-templated transcription
Cellular component (GO): CCR4-NOT core complex; P-body
Source: RefSeq, a predicted model, not a curated record